This is a messenger RNA of Planococcus citri (citrus mealybug), 627 nucleotides long. RefSeq lists its product as uncharacterized. The transcript has a single exon. Bases 1 to 627 code for a protein of 208 amino acids. The record is from RefSeq and is a predicted model, not a curated record. NCBI's taxonomy places the organism in Eukaryota, Metazoa, Arthropoda, Insecta, Hemiptera, Pseudococcidae.
AUGAAGAAUCAACUUGAGUAUAGUUCUCAACCGGCAUUCAACCCUUCAGCAUAUCAACCCGAUGUUCCACCACCUUAUUCGGAUUUGAAUCAGCAGAUGCCUCAAUCACUUCAGCAGCAGAUGCCUCAACCAAUUCAGCAGGUGCCUCAACCAAUUCAGCAGGUGCCUCAACCAAUUCAGCAGAUGCCUCAACCACUUCAGCAGGUGCCUCAACCAAUUCAGCAGAUGUCUCAACCACUUCAGCAGAUGCCUCAAACUUUUCAGCAGAUGCCUCAACCAAUUCAGCAGGUGUCUCAAACUUUUCAGCAGAUGCCUCAACCUUGUGUCAAUAUCACGAUGAAUAAUCAAUCCCAGCAAGUUCAGCAUGUUUUAGCUCCAUCUUACUCCUACUUAGGUAAAAGUUCAGCUCGUAUGACGUGUCCGCAUUGUCACGCUGAAAUAAUGACGAAAGUGUCAACUCGGUGUACAAAGAAGCAGCACGCGAUAGCUCUGCUCCUGUUUGUGAGCGGAUUUUUCACAGCUGGCUUUUGUAUGCUUUACUCCUGCCUGCCAUACUGCUAUGGUGAUUGCGGGUACAGACAUUCGUGUCCGAGAUGUCGCAUGCAUAUUGGAUCAUACUACCCAUGA